AUGUCUACAGCCCAACAAACGCUACGGCCCCCUUCGCUGCCUUGGUACUGCGGUGCGGAUGAUUUGCCUCAACCGCUCCCAACCAGCGAGGAGAUCGAAGCCGCCACCGAAGAGUUCCCCAGCAUCUUCGACUCCAAUGCUCGGCGCACAGUUCUAGUGAAGGAGAUCUUCGUGGUCAAAUACGGCCCGUUCGUGUUUGAGAACGAAGGGCAUGCACUGAUGCUCUACGUGCCCGGCACCCAGUUGAGCGAUCUCUGCCAUCCCUUGCGGAAGAUGAGAAAACGCCCAUCGUGCACCAGCUCCGACACGUGUGCGAUCGAUUACGAAUGCUGUCCUCGCCGGGACACUACGGCGGCGUAUACGGAGGACCUAUUCAGCAUCGGUAUUUCAUGUCUGUCGAGAAAGACCCCCGCAUCACUGGCCCGUUCACAAACGAAGAGGAUGUCAAUCGCGCACUCAUACUGCGGUCGCGUGGUUACUGGGCCUCGUGUGGCGAGCAUGGCUGGAUGA
Verticillium alfalfae VaMs.102 is the source of this 510-nucleotide messenger RNA. Its product is annotated as phosphotransferase enzyme family protein. The coding region runs from base 1 to 510 and encodes 169 amino acids. The record is from RefSeq and is a predicted model, not a curated record. Lineage: Eukaryota; Fungi; Ascomycota; Sordariomycetes; Glomerellales; Plectosphaerellaceae. The transcript has 2 exons.